AUGGCAACUCAUGAUGAGCUUUAUGUCGCAUCUGGGUUUCAUUUCAUGGAAUCUUUGCAAUUUGGAUUCAACUUUCUCAGAUUGCAUGCAUGCCCAACUCUACGAAGCGGCAAAUGGAAGCAUUGGAAGGACCAUAUUUUUAUUCUUCAUCGUUUGAGUGUAGCAGAUGAGUGA
This is a messenger RNA of Sphenostylis stenocarpa, 174 nucleotides long. The record is from the annotation of a GenBank genome assembly. NCBI's taxonomy places the organism in Eukaryota, Viridiplantae, Streptophyta, Magnoliopsida, Fabales, Fabaceae.